AUGGCUCCCCCAAGUACUGCUGCUCUGAGUGCCUACCGCCAAGUGCUGCGCUCAACCAGAAUUGCGUUCCAUAAUGACCACCGUGUGUUCCUCGCUGCUCGCCAGGAAGCCCGUCGCAAUUUCGAUGAAAAUCGUCGUGUAGGUAUCGACAAUGGUAUGCAGAUCAACCAUGCGAUCGAGGUUGCCAAUAUCCUACGCCACAAUAUAGUUCAGGGUGCCCGGGAAGCAGAAAAUGAAACUGCAAAGUGGGAACUCAACAUCCACGACCAGAUCGAGCGUGGCGACAACGACUCGAUUAAAGUGGAUGGCAAGGACGUCAAAAUUCACAAGUCUUGUUCGUCGUGA
Molecule: messenger RNA, 345 nt
Organism: Penicillium taxi
Lineage: Eukaryota; Fungi; Ascomycota; Eurotiomycetes; Eurotiales; Aspergillaceae
Product: LYR motif-containing protein
Exons: 3
Coding region: 1-345 (114 amino acids)
Biological process (GO): mitochondrial respiratory chain complex III assembly
Source: RefSeq, a predicted model, not a curated record